AAACCAAAUGUAUGUAAUUAAUCAAUCCACCCUCUUAACUUUUUCUUCUUCUUACAUCUCUCUCUAUAUAUUUCGAGUAUUGAAAUACAUACAUACGUACAUACUGCGACCCUGUUCGGUUCCGGCGAGAUCACCCGACCCGACCCGGAAGAUGGACGCCAAGCCCAAGCCCAAGCCCGAGCAGAAGCCACCCCAGGCCGAAACAACCACAAAUGAGAUGGAUUCGUUUGGAGAAGGAUACUCGACAAGGGCUGAGGAGGAAGGCUAUGGAGGCAUCUAUGGUUAUGGUGGGAACCAAUCAUUUCUCAAAGAUAAUACCAACGAAAGUGAGAAGAACCAAGGAAGUGAAGUGAAGGAGAAGGAGAGAGGUCGACAACAAAACCAGCUCUCAUUUCAGAUGCCAAUAAUCCACAAGGCAACCUCUUUCCAGAUCCAUCAGAUCAUCCUUCCUUCAAUCGUUUCUGCUCUCUAAUUGCUUAUCUUCUUCUCCAUCCUUCAUCAUAUUCGAUCUUCCUCCUGAUAUAGAAAAGGUUCGAACACUUUGUAAUUUCUUUCACAUCAUCAUUUCUGCAGUCUUUAUCACAUAAUUUGCUACAAUUCAAAGUUUCUUAAAUGCUGUUUUAGUUUAGACUUCUCAUAGUUAUUCCUAUUAAUUAUUGUCUUGAAUUGUUCUCGAAGAGGUUUGAGGAGCAAGUGUGUUUACUUUUCGUGUUUUGAGUUAUUGAAUAUAAUGUUUUGUAUGAGAAAUGAUAGAUUGAACAGUAAGACAAAGUCAACAUGGUCGGCAAAAGGGCGCAGAACAAGCCGGAGAUCGAUGCAACAGGGCAAGAUUAUAAGGUAA
Molecule: messenger RNA, 841 nt
Organism: Andrographis paniculata
Lineage: Eukaryota; Viridiplantae; Streptophyta; Magnoliopsida; Lamiales; Acanthaceae
Exons: 4
Coding region: 8-472 (154 amino acids)
Source: RefSeq, a predicted model, not a curated record